Syngnathus typhle (broad-nosed pipefish) is the source of this 5789-nucleotide messenger RNA. Its product is annotated as tudor domain-containing protein 5-like. Lineage: Eukaryota; Metazoa; Chordata; Actinopteri; Syngnathiformes; Syngnathidae. The record is from RefSeq and is a predicted model, not a curated record. Gene Ontology annotation, biological process: spermatogenesis. The coding region runs from base 2701 to 5088 and encodes 795 amino acids. The transcript has 26 exons.
CUGACGUCUUCACAGUGCCGCCCUGCUGUGCUGGGUGGGCAAGCGCAAGUGAAAUCGUCCCACGUGGUGUAACACAUUCCCCCGUUGAGACAAGGGUUCCUCUGAAGAAGACACAAGGACAAAGGUCUUGGAUGCAUCCUUUAAAAUGCCCCCCCCAAACGGCAGCAGCGUGGCUGUCCAGCAGACCUCCGACAUAGACGCUAUCUCCUGCUCGAACGCCGCUCUCCAUGUCUCCCAGCUGAGCCGUGACCACGCCGUCCUCCAGCCACACGUGGAGGUGGCGCGUGCUGCCGUUGCCCACUGCCAGCAGGAGGCCGCCGGGCUUCCGCGUGCGGAGGAAGAGAGACAUCGAGAGGCCUUCGCCCAGCUCGUCCGUGGUGACGUUGAAGACGGCGUAGCUCAGCGAGUCCUCGCUCCCAAAGCGAGCGCUCACAUGUUCUGAAGGGAGCCCCGUUUGGGCAUGGCUUGUCUUGGCAUUCAUCAAUGUCGAUUUCACAACGGUGGCCUUGGAAACCGGGCGGGCAGGUGCAAAGCCAGCCACCCGCGUUGUCGUGGCAACUGCCGCCAUUGAGACACGGCUGGAAUCGACACUCAUCGAUGGAGACCUCACAAGUGGGCCCUGAGACGAUGAAAGCAACACACGCGUGUCCCAGUGCAAAAUGCUUGCUUUUAUGUGGACUGUCAUCCAUCAUAUAUGCUUUCAAGCCUCCCUCCACGACUGUACUGUAGUUAUAAAAAGUCUACACACCCCUGUUGAAAUGCCAGCUGUUUUUUAAUGCAGAUGAAUUAUUCCUCGACUCCAACAACACUGCCUGUUUGUGUUCCCUCACCAGUGAAGCCAGCGGCACACAGACAGGAGUAUCGGCCCACUCUGUCAACACAGGUGCCUCCGUUUGCGCAGGGCCGGGAGACGCAUUCGUUGACAUCGAUGUGACAGUGAGAACCCUGGAAGCCCGGCACGCAGAAGCAGGCGUAGCCGUCCUCGCGGAUUUGACACAAGGCUUGGUUUUGGCAAGGAUUUGGUGAGCAUAGAGGUUGGCCCAAAGGAGACGCACCUAUACACACACGUGAUAAUGAGAAGUUUUAUAUUCCAAUUGUGAUAAGGUAAGUCAGAAGGUUGUGGAACAAAACACAAAGUGCAUCAUCAUGACUCAUUUGGAGCCAAAAAAAUGGAUAUUAGUUUUUAUUCAAUGCCAUACAGGGACUAAAGAGGAUCGCAAUCAGCUGUGCAAGUGGCGCACGGCGAGAUGAUAAACACUUGAGGAUAAUCUUGAGCACAGCAAAGUGGUUAUUGCACGGAUAGGAAGCGUGACGACCGUGCUAAAAUCGCAACGUUGUAAUGCACAAAUGUAUGCACAUAGCCACGGUAAUCCUACUUGGAGUGUCCAAUCAGGCUGAGUGCAAAACCCAUGAGAGGCUCUUGCGCACCAUGAUUGCUGAAGGGCAAUCAGACGACUUGUGCCAUAUGUCCGUGAGCAGGAGGAAUAUGCAAAAAUAUUUCCUGGUAAAAAAAAAAAAUCUUUUUCUUUUCUAUUUUGUACAAAAAUGCGUGUUGGGGUAAUUAAAUGUCAUUUUAAUGUGAGCGAAUUUUUUCCCCCCAUAAUUAAGUUUAGGAUUAUUACUGUAAAAUCUAAUACUGUAUACAUUAUGGCCAUGACAGUCACUUCAAUGAUUAUUGAAUGUAAUAUGAGGGCAACUUCAUAAUUACCGUAAUUUUUGGACUAUAAGUCACGUUUUGUUUUCAUAGUUUGGGUGGGGGGGUGACUUAUACUCAGGAGCGACUUAUAUACAUAUAUAUGUUGUUUUUUUUCACUUUUUUGGGUAUUUAUGGCUGGUGCGACUUAUACUCCGGUGCGACUUAUAGUCCGAAAAUUACGGUAUGCUUUGGUUGAAGUGUGCUGUAUUCAAUUGAUAGUUUCUCUUUAUCCACUUACAGUGUCUGUGGAUAAACAGAGUGACUCCUAAUAAAUGAAACAGUGUGGAAAUGAGUUACUGUAACCCAAAAGGCUAACAUGAAAACAUCCAGUGAUUUAUUUGAGAGGAAAUCGAGACAGGUGCGGCAGAGAUUCAGAGAUGGCCACCCCACUCCCACAGCGUGCGGACUUUUCAAAUUGGAGAUAACAACUUGGGGGGGUUGCUGCGUCGCCAAGAUGUAUAGCGUGUCUACAGAAAAUGGAUGGAUGGAUGGAUGGAUGGAUGGACAUUUUCAAGGAAACAAAUGAAAUAAAAAAAAAGGCUCUCGUGUGUUGUCAACUCCAGAAGCACUUCAACGCACACUUCUGCUGCCCAUUGGAGCACCAUCAGGAGCCUCCAUCACAUAAAGAGCCUGAUGGCCAACCGUAUCCAGGGAGGAGGAGCUUGACUCGGAGGUGUUGAUCCAGACAACUGAGCAGCGAGCUUUGAAAGCUGAGGAGGCCCUCCAGGCAGCGCUGGAGAACAUUAAAAGCCUGGCGAGACAACUACAUGAUUCUUUAGAAGAAAAGUUGCCUGCUGUUGUUUCUCCAAAGAACGCCACACAUCAACGCAAAUGUUUCUCAUGAUGUCGCCGUGAAUUUAAUUAAGAAAAAGCAAAUUGUACAAUACUAAAUGAGUAGUGUAAAAGAUGCUGCUGUAACUCCACUGGAAAGCUGACAGAAAAUCAAAGCCAAGCACAACACAGCGUGGUCAGCAGAAGCCUCAAAGUGGACCGCAAAUCUCUGCAUGCAUCUGCUGACAGAUCAAAUGGAUCAAGGCACGAUGAACCCGGACGUGGUUUUAGCGAAGCUGAAGAAAGAUGUCCGCUCUUUACUCAUUUCCUCCAAAGUCGAUCUGGACCCUGAGCUACUUAAACGGGACUACAAAAAUAUGGUGGGCCAUCCUCUGCCUCUGAAACUCCUGGGCUUCCCAAAUGUCAUGGAUAUGUUGAAGGAGAUACCUGACGUGGUCUCGGUUAAUGUCCGAGAGGAUGGUAAAACAUUCUUGAAGGCUGUUAGCCACGAGUCCACGAGAAACAUUGAGGAGCUGGUAGCUAAGCAGCGUAUGUCCAUGACGGACAAAAGAAGAAAAAAUUGGCAGUGCUCUUCCAACGGCAACUGUUACCGUUCAGCCCCGUUAAUUCUUCCCAGGCGAGGUGGCGCUCCUCCGGCCCUUCCUCCUCAGCUGAGGGCCCAACUCCGCCUCCUUCUCUCACAGGGACCUGUGAAGUUGUCAGAACUGGACAUGAGCUUUCAACGAUGCUUUGGCCGGCCUCUGCGUGUUCAUAAUUUGGGCUUCUACUCCACUGGAGAGAUGCUGGAAGCUGCUGCAGACCUUGUUUUGAUCCAGCAGGGCAGGUUUGGCUCCAUGUUGACGCUGAGAGAGCAAAUGCUGCCCAGAACAUUUAACGCUAAACAGAGCCUCGGACCACUAAAGGCCACAACCCACGCGGGACUGGACACUCCAGCAAAAUCUCAAGACACCACCGUGAGUUCCGUCCACGAGGAGCCGCCACAUGUCAGUUGUAAUCUGCAAGGGAUUGACAAGACCCAAGAACCAGAACCACAGCUCCACCAGAAAAGUCUCCAUUUUCAUCAGCAUUUCUCAAAGAUGCAAGAGGAGCUUCGCCAGCAGAUUGCAGAGAACGGAGUGGCUGCGACCAUUAGUCACGAGCUCAAAGAGAAACUGCAAAAGGUUGUCGGUCAAAGUAGCUGUGGAAUAUCCGUUCACCAUCUCCCUGAGGAGUACAAGAGGCUUUUGGCUGAGGACUUGCCACUGAAAGAGAAUGGCUUUGUCAGUGUCACUGAGCUGGUGGACGCCAUGAGUGACAUCUUCGACCUGCAAUAUGUGGAUGGGGACAGUAAAUGCGACUGGAUCGUCAAGAACACAACCUCUGAUGCUCUUGGUGGAACAUGGCCACAGACAAACUGCCGCGCUGGAGAAUCUCUUUGGGACGUCAAGGAUGGUCACAUCUCGGUGGACGCGGCCGAAGAACUUUUGACGAUGGAUUAUUCUGUGGAGCAAGAACAGGCGUCAGAGCUGUGUCCCGCCGUUGCGGUGUAUUGCAGCCCCGUCGUGCCUCUGGACGCUCUGCAGAGUCAACAUCUUGAACGGCCGACGCCGCGUCCGUCUUUUGAAUGGCUUCAAGUCACGGUGGUCCAAGUCGAGUCUCCAGGACUCUUCUACGUCCGCUUCACGGGUUGUGAGGAAGCUCAAACCUUUGAGAAGAUGAAAGUGGAGAUGACCGUCUGUUAUUCCUCUCCUGAUGUGUCCGAGCGCUACCGCCUCCCGCGGCCGUUUAUCCGCCGAGGUCAAGUCUGCUGUGCGUCGUCCGAGGACACCUGCUUCACCCGGGGUGUGAUUCACCAGCUCAUCAGCUCCACCAGCGUUGAGGUCUACCAUGUAGACUUUGGCACGGUAACCACCGUGCGUACCGACGGCCUGAUGUUCCUCAAGUCCCGCUUCUCCGUUCUUCCCGCACAAGCCGUCCCAUCGUCACUCGCUGGAAUUCAAGCAACCACUGUAAGCCCUCUGCCUGCCGAGGGUGCCUGGACUUCGGAGGCAAUUGCUUCAUUCGUCGCUCUUUGCAAUCGGCCCCCAGUGGCCGGACUGGUUUGCCACGCGGGAGAUGUGCUCCACCUGUGUCUUUGUGAUACCCACACUGAACAGGACAUCCAUAUCCACAAUGUCCUCAUCAGCCAAGGUCAUGGGGAGCCCUGCGGCCCCUCAGCCAGUGCAGCAGUGUGUGACAAGGUCAGCCCUGUCCGCCUUUACCUGGGGGAAGGUACAUUUCACCUGCCAGAUGUUGACGAGGGGAGCAUUUGGCCGGCGGAAACACUUGAGCAAUCGGAGUUGGAAGCGGAGGAGAAGCCCUCCUUGGAAUUUAUCGGGGACAACGAGAGCAACGCUGAUGUUCAGCCUGAGAAUCCUUCACGUCAAGGAGAGAAGCAGGAGUUUGGUGGCACUGAAACAUCAGCAGUUUAUCCACCCUUUAUCUUGAGGACUCAGGAGAAAAUUCAGGACAACUUAUUUCACGCAAUCGUUACGGGAGCAAAUCUGAAACGAGAAAAAGGUUUGGGCUGGUUCUCCAGCAUCCUUCUGCCUCGAUCGAUCGAUGGCCCUGCGGAUGGUUGAACGGAUGAAGAGCAGAGAAGAGCUUGCAAUAUCAUUUUCAGGUCCAAUAUUGCAUUUUUUUAAUAUAGCCCUAAAGCACAAGCAUUUUGCAGUGGUUCAGUUCAAUUGUGUGUAAACAAUUGAUAUAAAAAAAAGAAGUUUGGAGAAUUAGUUUGGGCAUAUUAAAUGAAAAAAAUAAACGAGUGGUCAUUGUGUUAAUUGUUUAGUCUAACGUGAAUUCCAAAACGUGCGCCCACCUUUUCAUGUCAUAUAAAGUGCUGCAUGUGCUUGAAACUUGCCAGACCAACGUGCAAUAGUUUGUGCCUUUUAUGGGGGAUGUGGAUGGGCCUGGUCAGGCAGACAUACCCAGUUAACCUUAUUAGAGAGAGGAGAGUAAUGGAGUCGAAGGCCAAUUAGUGUGUGUGCGCUGAAUGACGCAGAGAUGAGAUUGCUUUGAUUGGUACAAACGUAAAGCCAGGAAGAAAACCUUCUCGAGGUUUUUGGAGCAUUUUUUUCGGUUGAGCACAUACGAAAGAUUUGCCAGAAAAAGCACGGAUGACUUUGAUAUAGCGUUUCAGCCCACCACACCAGGAUUGCAAAUGAACGAUGCUAAUUUCAAACAUUGCUGGUUUCAUUUCACACUUGACGGUCGGCCACGCAAUCUAGGGACGCAGCGAUUUGGAUCGAAACAAUAAAAAGGCCAUUUGCCAUGCCUCCUUCAA